Messenger RNA from Seminavis robusta, 2245 nucleotides. Lineage: Eukaryota; Bacillariophyta; Bacillariophyceae; Naviculales; Naviculaceae. The record is from the annotation of a GenBank genome assembly.
AUGAGUAAUAGUAACAACAACGACGACAAGAAGAUGAAGGUGACUGUGGGGAUUGAUGUGGGUACCGAGUCUACCAAGGUGGUGCUUGGCUCGUCCCUUUCAUGUGAAAUUGUCCGUUCCGAAGCCGGUCUCCACACCACUCCCACGGCUGUUUCAUUUAGCGGGAAGCUCCGUCACAUGGGAGAGACGGCGAAUCAAAAAGGCAGCAACUGCAUCAUUCAUUUGAAUCGAUUGUUGUCACUGAAGGAGAAGGAUGACUUGUUGAGUAAUUUUUACACGUUUCAAACACAACAGACAGACAAUGACACGACAGUGGUGACGGUAGACUACAAUGGCGACUCCAACACGCAGUUUUCGGCAUCGGCCGUGCUGGCCAUGUUGCUCGGCAAGAUUCGUUUGAGUGUCUUGGGCACUCUGCAACGAAUGCAAUCGGAUGCUACGGACGUCCAGUACAUGUUGUCCAUUUCACCCGACAACACCACGACGAGUCGGGAACAACUCUUGGAUGCUGCCUUUGCCGCUGGUUUGGAUGCUCGCAUUGUCGAAUCUCCCAUGGCAUAUGCCAGUGCCUAUCAGCGCAAAUUCCCACAAGCCAACAAGACAGUCCUGAUGAUUGAUAUGGGACAUGCUCAAACUUCCGUGUCGGUGGUCCAAUUUGGUACAAAGGAAGAACAAGCAGAAGACAAAUCCACAAAACCAUCCUUCCAAGUCCUCGCUGCCAAAUCCCAUUCCUCCUUGGGUGCCGCCAGUGUCGAUGUCCGAUUGUGGCAUCAUUUUCAAAGCACCAUGACCCAACUGAAAGAUGUCAAACCCAAAUCCCGCGCCGGACAACGAUUGCUGGCGGGAACACACAAACUCAAGCAUUUAUUGUCGCAAUUGCCCGAGGGAUCGGUGACGGUGGAAAAUAUCAACGAUGCCGAUAUUACCCUCUCGGCGACACGUACACUAUUGAGUGAAUUGUGCGAUCCGGAUGCCCAAGCCUUGACGGAAUUGAUUCAAUCGACACUGGCUGAUCAAACAGUGGAUGCGGUGGAAGUACUGGGGGGUGGGUGUCGGAUUCCCUGGGUGCAAGCGGUCAUUCAAACGGUGGUCGGGAAUGAACAAACAUUGUCGCGGAGUUUGGACGAUACAUCGGCAGCGUUGGGAGCGGCGUUGUUGGCAGAGGAGGAAUCCUCCAACAUUAGUGUCGAACAACAGCCAUCUGCACAAGUGUUGGAACGACGACAACAAUUGCGACAGGCCGAAGUAACCAUGGCCACGUUGGAUGCCGAAGAAACCGCCAAGGCAGACAUUCGCAAUCACAUGGAAGCCCAGGUGCUCGAAUUGCGAUCGGCCAAACAUGGCAAACACGGGGCGCUGUUGCCCAAUCUUGACGACUAUCUCAAUGGACUCGACGAUUGGUUGUUUUCCGAAGAAUGCGACAAUGCCACACGGGAACAAAUGGAAGCCAAACGCAAUGAAAUGGAAACCAGCACCAAAGAGAAGUGUGCGUCAUACUAUGCUGCCAUUCAAAAAGAACAAGAUGCCAAGGAAAAGGAAAUGGAAGAAGAGGCCAAAAAGGCACAACUGGAAAAGAAUGGUGAAGAAGACGAAGAAGAUCACGACAAUCGACGUUUGCCCAAGAAACGACGUAUGGAAAUUGUCAUGAAGAAUAAGGAAGAAGCCAAUGAGUUGUUCAAAGACGGAAACUGGCGCUUCGCUGCAGCUCGUUACACCAAAGCGUUGACACAUUGCGCCAAGUUUGUGGAUUUGGCUCCCGACGACGUCAAGGAAGUGACUGCCUUGAAGGUCACGCUCAACUUGAACCUGGCACUGGCCUACACGAAAAUGGACAAUGUGGAUCAAGCAUUGCGAGUCUGCAACGAAGCCCUAUCGUUGGACGAUACGUCUGCCAAAGCGUACUAUCGACGGGCAUCGGUGUUCUACGAAAAGAAGCGAUGGGAUGAUGCCAAGAAGGAUAUUACUCAGGCCAAAAAGUUGGCGGAAAAUGACAAGGCCAUUCAAAAGCUUGGGGAGCGCAUUGAGUUGCAACUCAAGAAACAAAAGCAAAAGGAAAAGAAAAUGGCCAGCAAGAUGUUUGGAUGAGUUAGUCAGUUGAAUGCCGGUCGGUGGAAUGGAUCAGGGAAAGCAUGUAUUAGACUAGGUCCGCCGGUUGCUAGAUCGUAGAGUGGAAGUUGAAAAUAACUCGAUCACGUUGAGUGUUUUUGACUGCGCUAGCUAGUAGUAGACAGAUUUGCUAUUGCAU